Messenger RNA from Symbiodinium necroappetens, 672 nucleotides. Lineage: Eukaryota; Dinophyceae; Suessiales; Symbiodiniaceae. The record is from the annotation of a GenBank genome assembly.
AUGUGCACGGGCCUUUUCGAUGAUGGAGUUGAGGUCUGGGAAGCAAUGAUGCAGGACUGGUACAGCGGCCCACACCCCGUUCCCAACACGGAGAUCGGGUCCGAUUUCGACGAAGCUGCUGAUGUCUUCGUUCCGUUCUUGAGCGUGGUGCCAGGCAGCGAGGCGGACGCGUUGACGCGCUUGCAGCUCGCCUUUGCCUUCGAGUCCGACCUUGGAAAGCAUGCUGGCCUAAAUGGAAGCAUGGCCCUGGUCCACGAACAUCUGGUCGCUGAUACCCUUCCAGAGGCAAAGCCGUUGGCUCUGCAGCGGGGCACCAAAGACAGUGUCAUCCUCGGGGGCAACCAGACACUGGGACCGCGAGACUGCCAUAUUGCGCUGCAGGGCAAGAUGCUUUGUGGCAAAGUGGUGGCACUGAACAGAGAAGCGUGCCACCCCACAUUGAAGCUCGUGAGAAAGUUCUCGGCGCAAAAUCAGCACAUGAUUCCUUGCGGAGACAUUGGUGGAGGAGACACGAUCUUCAUGCCGGAUUACGGAUCAGCGAGAUGUGACUUUCCCGGCGGCUCCGCGCGAACUCUUUACUCCUCCAUCCAGAGGAUCAUGGCAUUGCCCGACGAUACCCGCGUCUUCGUCGGGCACGAUUACUUGCCACAGGACUUCGAGAUUUUAUUGUGA